Molecule: messenger RNA, 3396 nt
Organism: Phyllostomus discolor (pale spear-nosed bat)
Lineage: Eukaryota; Metazoa; Chordata; Mammalia; Chiroptera; Phyllostomidae
Gene: FARP2
Product: FERM, ARH/RhoGEF and pleckstrin domain protein 2
Exons: 28
Coding region: 110-3256 (1048 amino acids)
Cellular component (GO): cytoskeleton
Molecular function (GO): cytoskeletal protein binding; guanyl-nucleotide exchange factor activity
Source: RefSeq, a predicted model, not a curated record
CGGCCCGCGGGCAGUCGGGAGCGGGCGGAGCCGGCGCUGGACCGGGAGGCCGCUGAGGGCGACGGCGCGGGCGGCCGGCGGCAAAUUCGUCACAGUUAGCUGGUGAAGAAUGGGAGAGAUAGAAGGAACCUACCGAGCACUGCAGACCCCAGGGGCACGCCUGGGCGCCCAGCCCCCAGCGGGAGUGAGCACCCUGGAGCCCAGGCAGGCCCCCUCGGUGGGGCCGGCGCGGACGGCGGCCGGAACGCAGGAGAAGUGCCUUCUCCUCCGAGUGAAGCUGCUGGACAGCUCUGUGGAGAUGUUCGACGUUGAGCCCAAGUGCGACGGCCAGCUCCUACUGACACGCGUGUGGCGGCGCUUGAACCUGAUAGAGUGCGACUACUUCGGGCUGGAGUUCCAGAACGUCCCGUCCUACUGGGUUUGGCUCGAACCUAUGAAACCCAUCAUUAGGCAAGUACGAAGGCCAAAGAGUGCAGUGUUCCGCCUGGCGGUGAAAUUUUUCCCACCUGAUCCGGGUCAGUUGCAGGAAGAAUACACACGAUACUUGUUUGCCUUGCAGCUGAAGAGGGACCUGCUGGAAGAGCGUCUGACCUGCUCCGACGCCACGGCGGCCCUGCUCACGUCCCACCUCCUGCAGGCGGAAAUAGGGGAUUACGAUGAGACGCUGGAUCGCGAGCACCUCAAAGCCAACCAGUACCUGCCCCACCAGGAGCGCUGCCUGGAGAAGAUCCUGGAGCUCCACCGCAAGCACACGGGCCAGACGCCCGCGGAGUCGGACUUCCAGGUGCUGGAGGUGGCCCGGAAGCUGGAGAUGUACGGCGUCAGGUUUCACAAGGCUUCCGACCGGGAGGGCACCAAGAUAAGCCUGGCCGUGUCCCACAUGGGAGUCCUCGUGUUCCAGUGCGCCACCAAAAUCAACACCUUCAACUGGUCCAGGGUCCGGAAGCUCAGCUUCAAGAGGAAAAGGUUCCUCAUCAAACUCCACCCAGAGGUCCACGGGCCUUACCAGGACACACUGGAAUUCUUGCUGGGUAGCAGAGAUGAGUGUAAGAACUUCUGGAAGAUUUGUGUGGAGUAUCACACCUUUUUUAGGCUCCUCGAUCAACCGAAGCCAAAAGCGAAAGCCGUCUUCUUCAGCAGGGGCUCCUCCUUCAGAUACAGCGGACGGACUCAGAAGCAGCUCGUGGACUAUGUCCGAGACGGCGCCGCCAGGAGAACGCCCUACGAGAGGAGACACAGCCGGGUGCGGACGCCCAGCCACGCCCUGACGGCAGAGCUGCCGAAGCAGAGCAUCUCGUUCACCGAGGGCCUCAGGACUCCCGGGUCCCCGCCGUCAACGCCUGCCUCCUGCUUCUCGGCCCCGGCCUCCCCUGCGGCCCCGCCCGGCCGACCCGGUGUCUCGGACGCCCCGACGGAGCCCCCAGCCCCCCACACCCGGAGGCCGGCUGCGGAGAAGAGCCGUGCAGCCCCGGACGGCCCCGGCGCGAGACAGGCCCUGGCCCCCGGGCCCCCCGCGCUCCAGCCUUGCCAAGGCCUUCCCGUGGACAGUGCUCAGCCUCCUCCCUCCGCCCGGAAGAGCCCCCUGAGCCUGAGCCCUGCGUUUCAGGGGACUCCGGGCCCAGCCGAGCAGGGCUCCUUCCCACUCCUGAGCCCUGGCCUCAGCGACGCUGGCGGAUUCAGGACGGACGAUGAGGAGCUGAAACACAAGUGCCCAGGAGCGGAUGAAGCCUAUUUCAUAGCAAAGGAGAUUCUUGCUACGGAACGAACAUACCUGAAGGAUUUAGAAGUUAUUACUGUGUGGUUCCGCAGUGCGGUGGUCAAGGAGGACGCCAUGCCUGCAGCCCUGAUGACCCUGCUCUUCUCCAACGUAGACCCCAUCUACGAGUUCCACAGAGGCUUCCUGCGAGAGGUGGAGCAGCGGCUGGCACUCUGGGAAGGACCUUCCAGUGCCUUUGCCACUGGCGAUAAUCAGCGAAUCGGAGACGUCUUGCUCAGGAACAUGCAUCAGUUAAAGCAGUUUACUGGCUACUUCCAGAGGCACGAUGAGGUCCUGACCGAGCUGGAAAAGACGACCAAACGCUGUAAGAAGCUAGAGACGGUGUACAAAGAGUUCGAGCUCCAGAAAGUCUGCUACUUGCCUCUCAACAUGUUCUUGCUGAAGCCCAUCCAGCGGCUGGUGCACUACCGCCUGCUGCUGGGACGGCUGUGCGGGCACUACGCGCCCGGGCACCGCGACUACGCCGACUGCCGUGACGCCCUCGAGGUCAUCACAGAGGUGACCAGCGCGCUCCGGCACAGCCUCGCCCGGCUGGAGAACCUGCAGAAGCUGACGGAGCUGCAGCGGGACGUGGUCGGCAUAGACAGCCUCGUCGCCCCGGGCAGGGAGUUCAUCCGCGAGGGCUGCCUUCACAAGCUCACCAGGAGGGGCCUGCAGCAGCGCAUGUUCUUUCUGUUCUCAGAUAUGCUGCUGUACACCAGCCGCGGCGCCUCGGGGACCAGCCGCUUCCGGACCCGGGGCCUCCUGCCCCUGCGCGGGAUGCUGCUAAUAGUGCUGGACCCGCCGAUAGAAGAGAGCGAGAGCGAGUGGUCGGUGCCGCACUGCUUCACGAUUUACGCUGCUCAGAAAACAGUCGUGGUGGCCGCCAGCACCCGGCUGGAGAAGGAGAAGUGGAUGCACGACCUGAACGGCGCCAUCGACGCGGCCAAGGGCAGCGGGGACGCGGCCCCGGCCCUGCCGGGCAGUGCCACCUGUGCUGCUCCCCGCGGACCCCCCGACGAGGUCUGCCUGGAGCAGGAGUCGGAGGAAGAUCCCCGCGGCGCCCACAGCCCCCUGGAGGGCCAGGGCCAGCACCGGGCCAACACCACGGUGCACGUGUGCUGGCACCGCAACACCAGCGUCUCCCGAGCCGACCACAGUGCAGCGGUGGAGAACCAGCUGUCGGGGUAUCUGCUGAGGAAGUUCAAAAACAGUAACGGCUGGCAGAAGCUCUGGGUGGUCUUCACCAACUUCUGCUUGUUCUUCUACAAAACCCACCAGGACGACUACCCCCUGGCCAGCCUCCCCCUGCUGGGCUACAGCGUCAGUGUGCCCAGCGAGGCCGACGGCAUCCACAAGGAGCACGUCUUCAAGCUGCAGUUCAAAUCCCACGUCUACUUCUUCCGGGCCGAGAGCAAGUACACAUUUGGGAGGUGGAUGGAGGUGAUCGAGCGUGCCAGCAGCUCGGCCGGGCGGGCAGGGGCCCCCAAGGAGGCAUGACCCCCUCCUGCCCCAACGAGGACGGAGCAGGAGGUGCAGCGUGGCCAGCCCAGGCCCCACGACUGCUCGUCCCGCCUUCCCAGCAACGGGCCAGCCGUCCGGGUGGCCUCGCAGGGACACCUGGCAGGGACACUGUCCAC